AUGCCCCUUGAGCAAGGCAUCCUUCCAGCCGCAGCCCAGACGGAGAUAGUCAACAUCGUGGUCCAACUUCCUGAACUAGUCACACUGCGACUUUUUGUCCGAUAUCCGGUACUGUUGGAGCAACUUUCCACUCGGUACCUCCCUCGGCUGAGAUGCUUAGAUGCACCCCUAUUCGAUUUUUACCCUUUCUACGCCUUCUACCAGCGUAAUUCCCAUAUCGAGGAGAUGCAGGUACCGCACGACGUGUACUGGCCCGAUACCCCAACCACGACCCUACCAUCGCACCGCUUCUUGACGUGUCAAGUCCCCAUUCUCACCGGAGGCCUCCGACCGUUGCGGCAUGAAUACCCCGUCGACAUCUCGACUCCCACCCCUUCGCUCAACUGCGUAGCACGUGCGGAAUUCAGGGCGCUCACCCACCUCCGCCUCACGAGGACAACCGACCGCACCUUCGAGGACGUCGUCCACGUGCUCGGACAGCAGCUCGUCAGCCUCCGCGUGGUGGAGCCGACCCUGGCCGAGUUCCUGCUCAGCGGAGCGGCGUUCCCGUUCUCCCUCGUCUUCCUCCGCGCUCCCCGCCUCCGAUACUUGGAGCACGGGUUCUUCAAGCCGCGCACCACGACCGCGGGCCCACACUUCUGGCUCUGGGGACCCACCGCCUGCCCCGAGUUCCAGCUCAGGCUCCGCGACCAGGCCUGGUACCCGGCGCGCCGGGCGGACGAGACCGUCACGCUCGCCUGGCACCACGGAGACGCGGCGCUGACGGAGCAGGCGACGUUGGACGGGCGCGGGCGACGGCUGGUGAAGGAACGACGUCUUCGCCCUUCGGGUAUCGAGCUAUUUCUGAAGGCGGGCGUAGACAUCGGGGGAAGGUGGGUGAGGAUGAGGAAGAAGAUCGAUCGAGCCCGGAAGGGAAGUAGUAGAAGAGGUCUACACGCCCUUGCGCAAGAACGGAAUAGCGCAUGGUCCACCAUCAAGUCUGCGCACAAGACCGCGGCCGAGUCAGUGUCUAUUGUAUAG
Epithele typhae is the source of this 1020-nucleotide messenger RNA. RefSeq lists its product as uncharacterized. Bases 1 to 1020 code for a protein of 339 amino acids. The record is from RefSeq and is a predicted model, not a curated record. The transcript has 4 exons. Lineage: Eukaryota; Fungi; Basidiomycota; Agaricomycetes; Polyporales; Epitheliaceae.